Molecule: messenger RNA, 1005 nt
Organism: Platichthys flesus (European flounder)
Lineage: Eukaryota; Metazoa; Chordata; Actinopteri; Pleuronectiformes; Pleuronectidae
Exons: 5
Coding region: 1-1005 (334 amino acids)
Biological process (GO): response to bacterium
Source: RefSeq, a predicted model, not a curated record
AUGGAGGGACGCACAGACCUCUACAGGCUAGAGAACGGCAGUCUUACUGCCAUUAGGUAUCGGGAUGAAAUCCUUGAACCCAUGGUCAGACCCUACGCUGUUCACCUGUCAGCCGUGAUCCAGUCGGCUGCAGUCGAGCAGGACACUGGUGUUGUAUCGGCCAGCCUUGGGGACAACGUGACUCUACGCUGCUCCUACGACAGUCAGGUGUUGAUGCACUUCUCCUGGUACAGGCAGACCUUAGGAUUCAGGCCGGAGCUCCUGUCUAGUGUUUACAAACAUGAUGAGCCGUCUAAAGUCUUCCACUGGUUGGAGGAGAAUCCUCGUUUCUCUGUGCGGAGGGAGGAAGGGAAAAAUCAUUUACACAUCUCUCACGUCCAACCCUCAGAUUCGGCUUCGUACUUCUGCGGAGGCUCGCACUCCAACAUGUUCGAAUUUGGAGAGGGGGUCUUUUUAAGUGUCAGAGGAGCCAGACUCCAGGAACACCAGGACAUUGUCCAGGGGCCUGCAUCUGAGACCGUUCCCCUAGGAGGCUCUGUGACUCUCAACUGUACAGUUCUCACUGGGACCUGUGAUGGAGAACACAACGUUUACUGGUUCAGACACGGGUCUCGCCAUGGCAUCCUUCACACACACAGUGAUCAGUGUGAACGCAUCUCUGUACCAGGGUCUCCCUCACACAGCUGUUCAUACCACCUGCAGCAGACCAACCUCAGGGCCUCUGAUGCCGGGACCUACUACUGCGCUGUGGCCUCCUGUGGCGAGAUACUGUUCGGCAGAGGAAGUGAGCUGCUGAUCCCAGACGACCAAACGGCACAGAUGAGAACCUUGCCAUGUGACGCCACGCUGCUUCACAGCGACCAAUGUGAGCUGAUCACUUCUUCACACCCCACUGGAGAAACCAAAACACUGCACACCUAUAUUGAGGUUUUGAGAUAUGCAUCUCUGGGAUCCCUGUGGCCCCCAACGUCCUCAUUCCAGAAAGGUGAAGAUAGCAUCAAAUGA